CGGUGGCUUUUCGGUAGCAACCGUCGCUUCGGACACAUCAAACGCCUUUUGGACGUCGUCUGGUCGAGUGAGGUGAACAACGGUUCAAUUUUUCCGCAGCUGUGCGUGUGUGUGUCCGUUGCGCGUUCGUUGAAGUGAGUGUGUCACCGUUCCCCAUAUCCAUCACACCCUAGCGCAGUGCUGCAGAAGAGGUUAAAGUGUGACCGAGGCUGGAAAAGAAGGGCCGUUUUUAACAGGCAAAGUGCAGCCACCCAGCCAGAAGCGUGUGUGUACGUGUGUGUACGUGUGUAAGCCAAACACCGUUAAGGAAGAAGUACGCCAAAAAAAAGGUCAGCGUGUGCAGGUGCUUCUAAGUGCGUGAGUGUGAUACGACGGUUGAGUGCGUGCGUGUGUGCGUGUGUGUGUCGAUAAGGAUAAGCCUGAUAACCUCCCUGCCUCUUGGAGCUGCCUCAACCUAGCAGUACCUGCACUACCACUACUACUACUACGACUGUGACCGAGCCCGUCUAAAACCCACAGAAAACAGCACAGAAAAUAUGAGUGGAGAACAGCAAGCAGAGUCGGCCCCAGAUGGUCUUGCACCGGGUGCAGCGGCGGGCGGCGAGCCGGGAGCGGAUGGAAUCGUCGGAGGACCACGGACGCCUCAGCAGAUCGCGGCACAGAAGCGACUGCAGCAAACGCAGGCACAGGUCGACGAGGUUGUGGAUAUCAUGAAGACGAACGUCGAGAAGGUGCUGGAAAGAGAUCAGAAGCUGUCGGAACUGGACGAUCGAGCCGAUGCGCUGCAGCAGGGCGCGUCGCAGUUUGAACAGCAGGCCGGCAAGCUGAAGAGGAAAUUCUGGCUACAGAAUCUAAAAAUGAUGAUAAUAAUGGGCGUCAUUGGUCUCGUCAUACUCGCAAUUAUUGUAGCGAAAUUCAUGCCUGCCGAUCAACCGCAGCAACCGAUGAUGAUGAUGGGCGGCCAGCCGAUGCAACAGAUACCGAUGCAGCAGAUGCCGGCCGCACCACCGGCCCAACCGGCUGCACCGGCCGCCCUGGUACAGGACGUUUCCGCCCUGCUAACUGGCGGUGGCGCUCAGCUGAUCAAGAACUAAGCGGUGAUCAGGACGAGGUUCCGGACAGUGCAACAACAACAACAACAACCACCACCACAACACCUGUCGACGCAUGAAUUGGUUGGUCAUGGAGAACAACAACAACAGUACGGAAAGAAACAAUGGAAGAAAUGAAGAUCAAACAAACGUUACAACACAUAGAAAGAGAGAAGAAUGGAGUGAAAAGUGAAGAAGAAGAAGAAGAAUAUGAAGAAAAAAGAAUAAGAAGCACCAUUACUAUCCAUGUACUAAAAAGAAAAGAGAAACAAACAAACACACACAUAUACACACUCACAUUACAUCGUCGUCAUUCGCAUGGAGUUUAAGAACAUGAAACAAAAACCAAACAAACAAACAAGCAAAUACACAAAAGUAGAAACACAAAAAAGUGGAAACAAACCGGAAUGUACUAAUGAAAACAACAACAACAAAAACAAAAAAUCGCUAUUGCAUUUAAGUGAGAUACUUCCAGUAUAAGAAGACAAACAAAAACAAACGAAAUAAAUACAACACAUACCGUUAUAGGAAGAAACAGAGCAACAUAGAAAGUAGUUAAAAGACAGAAGAAAAGAAAAGAAAAAACAGCAGGCGUAAAGAGAUCAAGAGAAAGGGCAAAGGAUAUAAAGUUCAGAAGAAAGGAAAGAGAGAAAGAGAGAAAAAGAGAGAGAGAGAUUAAAGAGAGAAUAAGGAAAAGGGACAAAGACAUCAGCUAUUACGGUGUGUUACCGAUACUUCCUGCACGAGGACCGCCCCUCAUCCCUCCCCAAUAUUCUUCACGUAUGCGCUUCGAACCCGUUGUUCUAAACGAUCCGUUGCGCAAACGGUGGUCCAGGGUUCGGAAGCAGAGAGUUUCAAAUUGGUGGAAAAUCACUUCGACAACCGAAAGUUCAUCUGCUCCAUCCAGAUUGGAUGCGUGUGUGUGUGGGGACAGGUUGUUUUUGUUUUAUGGCAGCAUACACGGAAAUCGCUGUAGUACAGUUACACUCCCGUGCAGCUACUUUUCUGUUUUUGUGUUGGUGUGUUAUACGUAUACUUGCAAAGGCAAAUCUCCUCAGAAAGGUGUUCACGGGUGCGGCGGUGUGCUGAUGAGUUGGUUGGUCAUGGUAUAAUGUUUAAAUUAAAUUAACAAAAAAAAAUGAAAAAAUGAAAGAAAACUUCAUUCAAACAUUCCACAGACACACACACACACAUAAAGAGUCUCACGUUCACACAGCAUAAUGUUACAGUUUGAAGUUUUAGUAAAAUUACACCCACACGUGAAGCGGAAAGUAUCGUGCAAAGAGAAGGUAUAAAAGCAAGAGUGAGGAAGCAAGGAAAACAGGAAAACAAUGUAAGCGAAAACGGAGUGUAGCAAACAAAAACGAAUCGAGACAAAUUUCCUUACAUUAUUAUUAUGAUUAUUAUUGUUGCAGUUGCAGUCGAUCGUUCGCGCGGUGUAUGUGUAAAGUUGGGGGGCAGACAAUGCAGUUGGAGGAGAGGUGUGGUGUAGUAGGCAAGCACUUCAUUGAACCAUUCCCCCCCCCCCUUCAAUCAAACCUCCUUCAUCCUUUCCUUACAUUCUCCCCCAUCCCCAUUCCAGUAAACAAUGAAGCGAAAGCUGAAGGGAAAACAUUCGAAUGAGCGAACAGAAGAAGAAGAAGAAAUGUCUAUACUAAUGCAUUAAACAAAACCAAAAAAAAAAUAGCAACAAGCAACGAAAACAUGAAAAGAGCAUAAACUAUGUCAGCUACUUAAAACACUUAAAUAUUGCAACAAUAAACAGAAUUAUUUCCACGGAACGGAUUCCGAA
Molecule: messenger RNA, 2883 nt
Organism: Anopheles coluzzii
Lineage: Eukaryota; Metazoa; Arthropoda; Insecta; Diptera; Culicidae
Product: vesicle-associated membrane protein 2
Exons: 7
Coding region: 537-1094 (185 amino acids)
Biological process (GO): vesicle fusion; vesicle-mediated transport
Cellular component (GO): plasma membrane; SNARE complex
Molecular function (GO): SNAP receptor activity; syntaxin binding
Source: RefSeq, a predicted model, not a curated record